GGCGGUUUCGUUUAGCUGUUUUAUUAACAUGACGUAUCUCUCAGCGAUUCUUGGUGCUGUGGUCGUCGCCGCAAUCGUUCUCGUCGCCAAGUCGCGUCACUUCCGAAGGUCACUUCCUCCUGGUCCCAAAGGUCUCCCCAUUGUUGGAAAUAUCAACGACCUUGAUGGUAAUGAAAUCCAUGUCCAGGCUCGAAAAUGGAGUCAAGAAUAUGACUCGGAUAUCGUCUCUAUCACUACGCUCGGCCACACAACUGUCUUCCUCAACUCAGCACAGGCCAUUCAGGAUCUCUUCGUCUCCCGUGGUGCUAUUUACUCUGACCGCCCUGACAUGCCCAUGUUAAUCGACCUUAUGGGUUGGGACUGGACGUUCGCCCUCAUGCGAUACGGCCAGAAAUGGAAGGAGCACCGACGCAUCUUCCACGAACAGUUCAACAAUACCAUCUCGGAGCAUCGUCAGAUCCAAAUUCCCGCCGCUUUGGAACUCUUGCAGCUACUUAACAAGUCUCCUGACCGAUUCCUGGAUCAUCUCGAACACUAUGUAUCUCGAAUUAUCAUGAAGAGAGUGUACGGUUAUGACUUUGAGGACGCCAUGAAGGAUCCAUACGUGCUCGUUAACAAGGCCGCAUCGGAAUCUACUUCUACGGCUACUGUUCCAGGUACCUUCCUUGUCGAUACAUUCCCCAUCCUCAAGUACGUACCGGAGUGGGUCCCAGGCGCUGGCUUCCAGAAGAUCGCCAAGAAGUGGCGCAAACUCCAGGAGGCGGUCGUGCAUGGUGCGUAUGACAUGGUCGUCGAGCAGCAGAAACAAGGUGCAUCAAAUGCGUCAUUUGUGGGGACAUGUCUGGAAGACCGAGCGCAAAACUUGCCAGAGGCCUUGAGCGAAGAUGCUAUCAAAAGUAUCGCUGCCGUCGUCUACGCCGCAGGAAGUGACACCAACCUUGCCACAUUGACGUGCUUCGUCCUCGCCAUGGUUCUCCACACCGAUGUCCAGAAACGGCUCCAAGCAGAAAUCGACUCCGUGACGGACGGAGAGCGUCUCCCCACAUUCGAAGACAAGGAAGAACUUCCUUACUUCAUGGAUGUCUUCCGUGAAGUGAUGAGAUGGCUUGUCGUGUUCCCUGUUGCUAUUCCCCACCGUGCUACGACCGAGGACUCGUAUAAGGGCUACUACAUCCCGAAAGAUUCCACAAUCAUAGGUAACUCAUGGGCGGUAUUGCAUGAUCCAGUCACCUAUCCGGACCCAGAAACCUUCAACCCAGAUCGAUUUGUGAAAGACAAGAGCCUUCCCGAUCCUAUGGAUAUCGCUGCCUUCGGUUACGGUAGACGGUCGUGCUCCGGAAAGGCCAUGGCCAUCGAUACGGUCUGGAUCGCAAUGGCCACCAUGCUCACCGUGUAUGAUAUGGAGAAGCCCUUGAACAAGGAAGGGAAGCCUGUCGAUCCGAUAGUGGCGUUUAGGCGUGCUGCAAUCAACCAUCCUGCACCGUUUGACUGUCGUUUCGUCCCUCGUUCGAAGGCCAGGCUGGCACUUCUCCAGCAGGAUUGAGGGAUGCGAGAUGUCUUAUUUACUUCCGAUGAAGGUGGAAUCUUUUUUGUGCACAUCCUAUCCCACCGUCUGCAUAGAGUGCCUGCGUUUUGUGUUGCUUAGUAUGAGUCGUUUUCCUUGGAGCGAUAUUAUUGUUGUACUUAAUAUAUUUGCUGGAGUCGCUUCUCGUACGAGUGGUGGACGGGAUAU
Stereum hirsutum FP-91666 SS1 is the source of this 1732-nucleotide messenger RNA. Its product is annotated as cytochrome P450. Gene Ontology annotation, molecular function: iron ion binding; monooxygenase activity; oxidoreductase activity, acting on paired donors, with incorporation or reduction of molecular oxygen. The record is from RefSeq and is a predicted model, not a curated record. NCBI's taxonomy places the organism in Eukaryota, Fungi, Basidiomycota, Agaricomycetes, Russulales, Stereaceae. The transcript is spliced from 15 exons. Bases 29 to 1543 code for a protein of 504 amino acids.